Molecule: messenger RNA, 3226 nt
Organism: Leptopilina boulardi
Lineage: Eukaryota; Metazoa; Arthropoda; Insecta; Hymenoptera; Figitidae
Exons: 3
Coding region: 71-478 (135 amino acids)
Source: RefSeq, a predicted model, not a curated record
UUUUCGUAUAUAAACCGAGAACAAAGGCCAGAAAUACCAUCAAAGUACAAGAUAUUGUAUAACAAUCAAAAUGAAUAACUUUCAAUUAUUUUCCAUAUUGUUUGGCAUUCUAUUUAUUUUUUCCAUCUCUUCCGAUGCACGUCCUAACAGAUCUUUAUUGAAAAAUGAGCAACAUUCAAAGUUGAUAGUCAAACGCUCACCAAAUAGCUGUGACAGUAGCUCUGACAGUAGCUCUGACAGUAGCUCUGACAGUAGCUCUGACAGUAGCUACGACAGUGAGUGUGUCAUUUCUUGCUGUACUACAAAGACGACUACUACUACACAAGCAAGUAAACCACUUGUAACUACUAUAUCCCCUCUUGUACAAGACAAAUAUACUGAAGUAUCUACUAAAGCCCCUCUUAGACUAAUUUCAAGUAAUAGAGGGAAUAAUGUUUAUAUACGGGGCGCCUUAACACCGCCAAAACCUGCCAAGUAGGUAGGGAUUAAAAUGUAUUGAAACUUUUCAAUACCUUUUAAUUCUGCUUUCUUCCGAAUACUAUAUUGAAUCCCUACAAGAGUAUUAGAAGGGAUCAAAAGGCAUUAAAUUAAAAUUAAUUAUUAUUAAAUAAUAAUUCUGUUAGAAUUCUAAUUCUUUCCUUGAAAAAGUAUUAAAAGGUAUUAAACACGAACAAUAGUGGAUGGCAUUGACUUCAUUCAACUCCUAAUUUUUAUUAAGACAUUGAAUGGCAUUCAAAUUUUACAUAAAAUUUUUAUGAAUUAAAAUUAAAGGAUUGAAACCAGGCAGAUUUAUAACCUACCAAAGGCAUUAACUGGGAUUCCGGAAAGAAACGGAAUUAAUUAACAUUUAAAGGCAUUUGAUUGUCUGUUUUUUUAAAUGCUAACACAGCCCCACAAAAAAAAAAAGUGUCGUGCGCGGCAGACCAGACUAGUCAUUUCCUAUGUAUUUUGACGCGCUGAACACGAAUCCGAAGUCCGUUUUGCUCCAUCACGUCAGGAUUUUUUUCUAACCUCCAAAAACCUGUCGGAUUUUGAGAGGUAGGCUAUUUUUUUUUAAAUUGAUGGAUUUACUUCAAACUUGGUAUCUAGGGGUUUUUUUGGUCGCUGAUGACGAAUUUGAAGUUAGAUUUUCAAAAUUCAAAAUGGCGGCUCCAAUAUGGCGGACGAAUUUUGUAAAAAUUGAUGGAUUUACUUCAAACUUUGUAUCUAGGGGUUUUUUGGGUCGCUGAUUACGAAUCUAAAGUUAGAUUUUCAAAAUUUAAAAUGGCGGCUCCAAUAUGGCGGACGAAUUUUGUAAAAAUUGAUGGAUUUACUUCAAACUUGGUAUCUAGGGGUUUUUUGGGUCGCUGAUUACGAAUCUGAAGUUAGAUUUUCAAAACUAUGGAAAUUCUUAUAUACAUAAGUAAGGUAUUCACGUCUGUUUAUGGUAGCGCACUCUUUUGUCCUCAAAGGAUCUGUGUAAUGGUUUUCUUUUUAAAUUGGUGCCUCCAGGUACAAUAUCCCUUUUUAGCAUCCAACAGUAGUCGGCCAUCAUAUUUACAUCCCAUCUUCCUUGAUAACGACGCUCAAAUUCUUUCAGAUCUUGAUGAAAUCGUUCUCCUUGUUCUUCACUGUAAUCUCCCAAAUUUUCAGGGAAUUGAUCCCGAUGCGAGUCUAAGUAAUGCAACUUUAUGCUCAUUAAGCAUCCUAACUUACCAAAGUUUUUAAUCAUAUCACUAACUAUUUGCUCCCAAUUUUCACUCUUGUGAUUACCCAGAAUAUUUUCGACAACUGCUUUAAAACUAAGCCAUGCGGCUUUCUCCUUUUUAUUCAUCUUGGUGAUAAACUGCUCAUCUUUUAACAAUUUGCGAAUACGUGGUCCGUCGAAAACCCCUUCUUUUAGUUUAGCAUCAGAGAUUUCUGGAAACUUUUGUUCCAGGUAUUUGAAACAGUUUCCUUUUUUAUCUAAGGCUUUGACAAACUGUUUAAUUGCUCCUAGUUUCGUGUGUAAGGGCGGAAUUAUCACCUUUGAAGGGUCGAUAUCGUCCGCCAUAUUGGAGCCGCUAUUUUAAAUUUUGAAAAUCUAACUUUAGAUUCGUAAUCAGCGACCCAAAAAACCCCUAGAUACAAAGUUUGAAGUAAAUCCAUCAAUUUUUACAAAAUUCGUCCGCCAUAUUGGAGCCGCCAUUUUGAAUUUUGAAAAUCUAACUUCAAAUUCGUCAUCAGCGACCCAAAAAACCCCUAGAUACCAAGUUUGAAGUAAAUCCAUCAAUUUUAAAAAAAAUAGCCUACCUCUCAAAAUCCGACAGGUUUUUGGAGGUUAGAAAAAAAUCCUGACGUGAUGGAGCAAAACGGACUUCGGAUUCGUGUUCAGCGCGUCAAAAUACAUAGGAAAUGACUAGUCUGGUCUGCCGCGCACGACACUUUUUUUUUUGUGGGGCUGUGUAAUUAAUACCUUUUAAUACACUCCUUCUUGCCGGGUUAGAGCCUAAAGAUAUGCUAUUGUAUGCAUUUGACGAGUGUAAAAUGGAGUUUAGACCCAAAGAGAUACCCAAGUAGCACGGAAUAUUGCUUGAAUGUCAAGGUGAUAUCGAGUGGGAAUAUUCCUGUGACAUACAGGUGAUAUUCGCGUGACAUUCAUAUGAUACUGAGGGAAUAUUCCGUGCUACUUGGGUAUGUAAUACAAUUUUGCCAUAAGUUUUUAGAAAAAAAUAAAAAGUUUAGAAAAAAAACUAAAAAAAUAGUAAUAAAUUAAAAUUUUUGUAUGUUUACACGCAAAAAGCUUAUUGAACUACGAAUUGUACGAAAAUCAAAUUUUUUCAUAUAUAUUUAUACUCAUGGUAUUUUUUAACACAGCAACUGUAAUUUUACGUUUAUGUUAUAUAAUAACAUGCAAAUUGUCAAAUUAUACUUAUAUUAUGUUUUAAUACUAGCAGCUUGUACUUUAAUUUACUACGUCGGACGUGAAGCAAAUAAUUUCCAACGUCCGACGUUGUAAAUUUCCAACGGAAUUUUUUACAGUGUAAAUUAGAGAGUUAGCUAAAAUGACGAUUAGGUCAAACAAAAAUUAGAGCAAAUAAAGUUUAUGGCAAAUAAAAAUUAGAUUAAAUACAAUUUUAGGCCAUAUGAUGAUUGUUACAAUCAAAUUUAGACCAAUUGAAAUUUGAAGAAAAUUCAUGAGUGCUUCUUUCUAUGUAUUAUGAUUGUUUUAUGAUUGUUCAAUAAUUAUUUUUUAUAUUUCAUAUUA